Molecule: messenger RNA, 3153 nt
Organism: Chaetomium strumarium
Lineage: Eukaryota; Fungi; Ascomycota; Sordariomycetes; Sordariales; Chaetomiaceae
Exons: 2
Coding region: 364-2862 (832 amino acids)
Source: RefSeq, a predicted model, not a curated record
GGUUGACAAUGGAAACGCAGCCGCUGAGCGCCAUUCGGGUUACCGCAGCGCAGCUCGAGUUCUCCUGAGUAGGUAAGUAAUGUAGAACAUCUAACUACCCUCUUUAACAUCGCUAUGUGGUUGCAUUCUUCAUCUCUUUCUCUUGAAGUAUUGGAUACCUUAGUCAUCUUGUUUUGCUGCUGGUUCAGUGGAGCCAACAACAGUCUUUUGUCUUUAGUCUGUUACUUGCUCGCCCCUUGCUUGUCGAGCUGUAUUACCUUUGCGGUGGUUGGCCGAGUCCAGCGAUGAGGAGCUGCUGAUAAUUUAGCCUCCCAUCGCUCUGAAAACUUGAAUAUUGCUUCCUUUCCGUCCUGACGGUCCAGGAUGCGGCUCAGCCUCCUGGCGCUGGGCGCUGUGGCCGGCGCAUCGACACUCACUCCCAAUGUUCUUCCGUUGAUCGUCCGGAAUCCGUACCUGAGCACCUGGCUCUACAACGCCCGCGAUGCGCCCUGGGAGAAUUGGCCUAUGUUCUGGACCGGUGCUCAUGUGGGCUUCUCCGUUAUGGCAUCCGUUCCCGAGACCGGCACGGUCUACCCCUUGCUCGGAAGGCCCCAUGACUCGUUGCCGCGAGGCCACCACGUGUAUGAGGUCGCGUACCCGGAGUAUCUCGGCGCGACCUUCGAUGCGUCAACGACGAAUCUGACAUAUCGGAUCCGAGGGACCUCGCGUAACAGCUCUGCGCGCUUGACCCUCUCCUUCCUGUCGCCCAUCACGCCCUCCUCAACGUUCAGACAGUCGAUCCCCGCCGCGUAUCUCACUCUCACCGCCGAGGGCUGUCUUGAUUUUAACAUCUACACGGACGCCAACGGCGAGUGGGUUACCGGGAACCGGGACAGUAUGGUCAAGUGGGAGCUGCACAAGCUUGUUCGCCGUGACGGCGACCCGGGAACCGCACUCAAGACAUGGAAGGUCGCCCGUGCUCAUGAGCAGCUCUUCACCGAAUUUGCUGACCGCGCGGAAUGGGGGACACUGUAUUUCUCGGGCCCGGCAGACGUCCAGCAUCAGAGCGGGACGUCUGCCGUUUUGCGCCAGCACUUUGCUGAGAAGGGCUUCUUGAGAAACGAGGUGGAUAACAGGUUCCGUCGGGUGAUGGAUGAUGAACCGGUGUUUGCCUUCUCAAAGUCGUUCAAGCUGGGGAGUACACCGCGCGACCGCUGCCGCCCUGGAGAAGAGAGCAUCACGUUCACAUUUGCGCUGGUGCAGGACCCGGUAGUUCAGUUUGCCAGGGCAAAGGGAUUGGCCCACAUGAAACCGCUAUGGAAGUCGUUCAUCGGUACCGCCGACGAGCUGAUCGCCUACCAUCAUGCUGACUUCAAGACGGCAGCCGCCCUAGCCAGGAACUACUCGGACACGCUCGCCCGCGAUGCCUACAAUUCAGGCUCGCGGGACUACCAGGACAUUGCCGCGCUCUCGGCCCGCCAAGUCCUGGGCGCGACCCAGUUCUCCGGCACUCCAGACAACCCCAUCCUCUUCUUGAAGGAGAUCUCCUCAAACGGCAACUUCCAGACAGUAGACGUCAUCUUCCCAGCCUUCCCCUUCUUCCUGUAUACCAACCCGAAAUGGCUGGCGUAUCUGCUCGAGCCCCUUCUCGAGCACCAGCUGAGCGGCCAGUAUCCGAAUGAUUAUAGCAUGCACGACUUGGGCGCGCACUUCCCGAACGCGACCGGCCAUUCCGAUGGGAACGACGAGUACAUGCCGGUGGAGGAGUGCGGAAACAUGCUCAUCAUGGGUCUUGCCCUGGCCAAUGCCCUGAGAUACGACACCGAACCGGCUUUCGUGGAGGCUGCUGCUGACAGCAACGCGGAAGCGCUCGCCGCUUUCAGCGCGUGGAACACCUGCGUGGACGAGUACGGAGUCGACUUGCGAAGGGGAGAGAAACCGAGCUCGAGGACGACAGGGUCGAAAGCGGCGGAGAAAUGGCUCUCCCGCGCCUACAAACUCUGGAAGCAAUGGACGGGUUACCUCGUCAGGGAGUCGCUCAUCCCUCACAACCAGCUGUGCACCGAUGACUUUGCCGGAUGGCUGGCCAACCAGACGAACCUCGCGCUCAAGGGGAUCAUCGGCAUCAGGGCCAUGAGCGAGAUCGCCCACAUUGUCGGCCAGGAAGACGACGCAAGGCACUACCGGGACAUUUCCGGAGAGUAUAUCGACAAGUGGCAGGAAUACGGCAUCUCGAGGGACAAGACGCACGCCAAGUUGGCAUACACCUGGUAUGGCUCGUGGACAACGUUGUACAACCUUUACGCCGACUCUUUGCUGUGCUUCCACGUCAAGGACCGGGAGGAGGGGGCCGAAGGGGAGGGGGACGAGGACAAAUCUGUCUCGAGCCCACCGAAAGGUGGCCAGAAGCCAAUCGGCGGAGGAGGAGGUCGAGAGACGUUUGUCCCGGACAAGGUCUACCAGAUGCAGAGCGACUGGUAUCAUGCUGUGCUGCAGAAGUACGGCCUACCCCUGGACUCGAGACAUCUAUAUACCAAGAGCGAUUGGGAGUUCUUUGCUGCGGCCGUCACAGGGCGGAAGACGAGGACGGAGAUCCUGACCGCUGUGGCGCGGUGGGUGAAUGAGACCGUUGUCGAUCGCCCAUUGACGGAUCUGUACGACACAGAAGGCGAUGGCGGAUUCCCAGGCAUCUACUUCAUGGCGCGUCCAGUUGUGGGCGGGCAUUUCGCCUUCCUGGCGCUGGAGAGGGCAUGCGGGGGCAAGGCGGUGGAAGCGCUGUCGUUCCUGCAUGAGAAGCUGCCUGCUGGGGUCAAUGUUGAAGAAGCACUGCGAGAGGAUCGGGAUGGCGGGAUGACAGUAGGCCGCGAGUGGGGGGAGCUCUAGGAGAGUAAAGUGACGAGGCAUCGAGCGGCAUGCCCCUUACCAUCAAGUCGUUGAACUAGCAUUGUAAGGGAACACUCAGUUCAGGGCUGCUCUGUGCUGACCCUUCAUCUGUGGCCCCAUGGAGGCUUCACAGCGACAGAGGAUUGAAUUGAUCAAUACUAGAAUACAAUAUCUGAGCUUGACAUUACUUGUAGGAUAUCAUUUGACCUCCAGUACCGACUCCAGGCUUACUGAGCUGAUCGGUUAUUGAAUGGAUAAGGCUAGUACGCCAAUUUCCGCGGGAAUAAGUGG